AGUAAUCGGCUCGUUGUCACAGUCCACUGAGCAGUGACGGGAGGAGAGGCUCUUUAGAUAGAGGGGGUGAGGUAACAUUUCUCUCCUAGGUUGGUUGAUUUUGGCUGUUUAAGUUUGUUGAAUGCAAGUUACUGGCCACGCACUGCGACCACGAGAGAGAAAGCGCAGAACAACGGCGGCGUGGCGUACAAGGUGAUAGUUGCUUUUGUGUGCUUCUGUGCGCGCCCCAAUGAACAAUAAAGGAUGGGGAAAAAGAAGAUGUCUACUUUUGGUGCAGGUGGCAAGGCGUCGAAUGGAGCCAGCAAAACCGCAUUUCUAACGGGGGAAGAACACGACAGCGACAAUGAAGCAGAGACAGAGCUGAGGGCACUGAGACAGAGCAGGAGGGCGCUGGAAGGAGCGCACCGAAGUUACGCUCGCGACAGUGAAGUUGCGAUCAGCAGGCAGCAGCAGCAGAUCAGGCAGCUCGAGUUGGAGAGAGAGAACCUGAAGUUGGCGCUGGGCGUCGCGGAAGGGAGACAGUCGAAGGACCGCGCCACGUCCCUGCGGCGUGUCUCGCUGCUCCGCAAACAAGAAGACACGGAGGCUCUCAUCGCUCAGGAGAAGGCCAGGCAGCAGCAGAUUGACCGCCAAAUUAAAACAACGAUGGAAGAAGUGCGCAAAGUGCAAAGGCCCACCGAUGAAGAGGAGGACAUGCCAAAGAAAAUGCAAACUCUCACCUCACAGGUGGAAAAGGCGGAGGGUAAGUUCAGCUCCUUGCUGACACACAUCGCAGAGAGCCGCAAGGAGAUCGAAACGAUGAGAUGGGAGAGGGACAGGUUUCACAAGGUCCUCCAGAAGCUGCAGAAGGAAUUGGAUGGGUUGAAGAGAGAGACAUCAGCAAGGAUGGAUGCUGGCAAAGAAGUUUUCCAAUCAUGGCGGGAGGCGACGGAGGAGCUGGAUCGGCGCCGUCGGAGCGCCGCCGUCGAGAGGGAGCGCCGGGAGGGGCAGCAGCGCGAGCAGAGCCGGGGAGCCGACGCCGCGAGCCGUCUCGACGCCUUCCUCCUGGACAAGAACAAGAGGCGGCAGGCGGACGAGCUGUGGCUGCGCGCGCGCAGCAAGCGAGAGAGCUCGCUGCAAAGGCAAAGGGCCGAGGGCUUCGAGACGCUGUGCGAGUACGAGGCGGCGGUGGCACAAGUCGGCAAAAUCAUCGCGGAGAGAGAGGCCCACGAGGACGUCGCAAAAACAGGUGGUGAGGCCAACGUGAAACUGGCCGGUGUGUCCGUGGACAAGCCGAGGGACGGCCCGUUUCCAGGCGGCGUCGCCGUCCGUCGUCGCGGCAGCGUGGCGCCGGUCCACGGUGGCCCCACGCCGGUUCGCCGCCGCGCCAGCGUCAUGCUGACGGAGCCGGCCCAGGGCUCGACCCCGCUCAGCCUGGGCGAGGAAGCAAGAGGGCCCCCGGCGCGUGCCAGGCACCACCGCAAUGGCAGGGCCUCCUGGAGCAACGAUCUCCGCCUGAACGCGGACUUCAUCCACGACACCUACGUGGACAGAGAGAAUGCCAACUUCGCUCUCUUCAACUACGUGACAGAACAGGAAUGUGAAAUUCGAAAACUUAAGGAUGACAUUGAAAAGCUCAGCGCUGACAUGGAGCCACGCGGGGGUGGUCCAGAGGGGACCUCUGACGAAAGGGAGAAAUCCGUGCGGGUGAACAUUUGCAAGGUCACCUCUGAGAAGGAGAUGAGCGAGAAGAAGCGGGCAGACGCCGAGAGAACGCUCGGCAAACUAAAGGAAGGAGUGUGGAAUUUGCUCAUGAAAAUGGACUGCAACUUGGAAGAGCUCAAGCAAGGCUUGGCUUGGAAGGAAGGAGUCACAGACCAAAACAUUGCCGCCUAUCUUAUCCUGAUCAAGCAAGAAGCCUCGCGGCUUCUCUCUGCCCGUGAUUACCUGCAGUCAAAGAUAAAGGCAACGGAACCUUUGGGAAAAUUGGACACAGACAACGCCAGGCCAGUCAAGAAUUCGCUCUUGGAUGUGUACACAAUGGAACUCCCGAGCACAACACUGGACUGGGACAGUGGGGAAUCCAGUGAGGAAGGCUCAGAUCUCAAGCCGCUUGAAGUAACGAAGCAAUGAUGAUGCGUUUGCGUCAUGUCCCAGCUCUCAAGAUUCACAAGACAUCACGGCGAAUCGCAUCCAUGCCAACACAAAUCUCUAUAACUCACUUUGUCCAAAUCCGUAAACUGUUGACAGCUGAACUCCAAAGUAAUCUUUCGUGAUGUUCCGCAGCCAGGAGGUGAACCUCUGUCACCCUCUACAGAGAGCCCUCCAGAGGCUCUUCUCGUGGGGACCCUUCUGCCAGCAGUGGCGUGAGAAAGCAGUUUCAGUGCAGCACCUUUUUACUUAUCUUCGUAAAAAACCUCAUCGAACCUGAAGACUUUUAAUUUUUUGCAGAGGUGCCCACUUUGGGUGAUAUUUUAUCCGAAUCAGUUCAGCUGCGACUUAUUAAACGGGGAGUGCAGAAUGCAGAGAACACCGUUGCGUGGGAGGUAAUACUACUGAAAGUCAGUCCAGUCGUCAUUUGGACAUCUCACCAGACACGAUAAAAUAUGCAUGGCCCAGUAACCUCACCACCACAAUUGCUGGAUUGCAGGCAUGCGCCACCGUGCCACAGAUAUGCUGUGGAUUUUGUGGAACACCCCGCCCCCCCGCCCUGCUAAUAAAUGAUGAUUCCACACGAGGCAGAGGAUGACCAAGAAACAGAUGAACCGAUGGAGUGAAGCAGGACGCACGAAACGUCGUGAUUUUUAUUUUGUUUUAUUUUACUUUUAUUAAUUUAAUUUUUUUACCUACGUGACUUUACCGAAAAAACCUAAAUCCUUGCAGUCACGAAAGCUUCAAAUCUAGAAUGAAUGACAUCGGUAUGUGAGCGACGGAUGGGACUUGAUAAUAAUGAUGACGAUGAUCAUCACCAUGUUUGCUGAUCAUCAUCAUGGACAUAUGCCCGCCGCUGCAAGAAGUUUCGUGGACAUGAUAGCCUCUGUAAAUUGUCAUAACGUGAAAUAUAACAAUAGGCAGUACAGCAAGCAGGGUUCUAACCAAUCACGACAGAGACUUAGGGGAUCACCUCUUUGUAAAUGUCGAUUAGCUGUUCGAAUUAUGGGGCUUUUUUUUGUUUCGGGCGAGCUGUGAACAUGAUUUAGUCCAACAAUGCUUAGCAGUCUUCUUGGUUCUUUCGGUAAAGUCACCAAGAUGAAUCCCUGCAGUCACGAAAGCUUUAAAUAGAGACGAUAAUGUGUUUUUGUAUACUGGAUAUAUAUUAGUAUAAAACACGCACACGAUGGUUUAAAUGCACCUGUCAAUUCACUGCUUGAGGCGCCACGGAGGCAAGAUGUUAGCUACCUCGCCUGGUAUGCAGGAGGUCCUGGGUUCGAUCCCAGCCCUGACGCUUGCUGUAUAUUUGGAGGUUGCAUGUUCUGCCCGUGGUCGCGUGGAUAUUUUCUUCCAGGUCCUCAGAUUUCCGCUCCACGUUUAUAAAUGUUCACAUGAUGAGCCCCUUCAUUGAGCUAUCAUUUGUGACGAGGUCGCGUCUGAAAAAGAGCACGGUUGGCUACGUACGGUGCGAAAGAAGUUCUACAUACAUAUAGCUCAGUGGGAGCCUUACCUGGUAAAAUAAAAAUUAGUACAUCGUAAAAAUUAAAUUAACAUUGGGGCAAUAUGGGAGGGAGGGGGGUAAGCGUUGAGAGGAUUGUUUAUUUAAUUACAGCCGAGCUCAGGCAAUCAAUCACUCCUGCAAUCCAUCACCACCCCACCUCGAGACACAAAGUGCUGACGCCAGUCCCAGCGCGCCCUGCGCGGCAGCUUGGCGUUCCCGCACGCGCGGGGAGGCAGCGUGUUGGCCACGUGGAGACCGUUGGUCCCGUAAGAGCCGAUAGGUGAAUAACUAUAACGUAGAAGGGAAAUAAUAAAAUAAUAAAAUAGUUAUAUUAUGUUAUUUUAUAAUGUUUUAUUUUUAUUACUUCCCUUCUACGUGACUUUACCGAAAGAACCAAGAAGAUGAAUCCCUGCAGUCACGAAAGCUUUAAAUCGAAACUACAACGUAGUUUAAUGUUGAGGUACGUGUGUGUGUCUUGUGUGUCGUGUUACCACCGUGAUCUAUGGUAGUGCGUAAAUAGAUUGCAAAAGUA
This is a messenger RNA of Lethenteron reissneri (Far Eastern brook lamprey), 4163 nucleotides long. RefSeq names its product kinesin heavy chain-like. The record is from RefSeq and is a predicted model, not a curated record. NCBI's taxonomy places the organism in Eukaryota, Metazoa, Chordata, Hyperoartia, Petromyzontiformes, Petromyzontidae.